Elephantulus edwardii (Cape elephant shrew) is the source of this 1766-nucleotide messenger RNA. RefSeq names its product catenin, beta like 1 (gene CTNNBL1). NCBI's taxonomy places the organism in Eukaryota, Metazoa, Chordata, Mammalia, Macroscelidea, Macroscelididae. The record is from RefSeq and is a predicted model, not a curated record. Gene Ontology annotation, cellular component: spliceosomal complex. The transcript has 15 exons.
AGGGGCACAAAACGUCCUCGGGAUGAUGAAGAGGAAGAACUGAAAAUGCGUCGGAAACAAACUGGCACUCGAGAACGUGGCCGCUAUCGGGAAGAGGAAAUGACUGUGGUAGAGGAAGCAGAUGAUGACAAAAAAAGGCUGCUUCAGAUUAUUGACAGAGAAGGGGAGGAGGAAGAGGAAGAGGAGGAGCCACUGGAUGAAAGCUCCGUGAAGAAAAUGAUCCUUACGUUUGAAAAGAGAUCAUACAAAAACCAAGAGUUGCGGAUUAAGUUUCCAGACAAUCCCGAGAAGUUCAUGGAGUCAGAGCUGGACCUCAAUGACAUCAUCCAGGAGAUGCAUGUGGUGGCCACCAUGCCAGACCUGUACCACCUUCUAGUGGAGCUGAACGCUGUGCAGUCUCUUCUUGGCUUGCUUGGACACGAUAAUACAGAUGUCUCUAUAGCUGUGGUUGAUUUGCUUCAAGAAUUAACAGAUAUAGACACCCUUCAUGAGAGUGAAGAGGGUGCAGAAGUGCUCAUCGACGCCCUGGUGGAUGGACAGGUCGUAGCACUUCUGGUGCAGAAUUUGGAGCGUCUGGAUGAAUCUGUGAAAGAGGAGGCAGAUGGUGUCCACAACACGCUGGCUAUUGUGGAAAACAUGGCUGAGUUCCGGCCCGAGAUGUGCUCAGAGGCGGCCCAGCAGGGGCUCCUGCAGUGGCUGCUCAAGAGGCUGAAGGCAAAGAUGCCGUUUGAUGCCAACAAACUGUAUUGCAGUGAAGUGCUGGCCAUAUUGCUCCAGGACAACGACGAAAACAGGGAAUUGCUCGGAGAACUGGAUGGAAUCGAUGUGCUUCUUCAGCAGUUAUCCUGACACGUGUUUAAAAGACACAAUCCCAGCACAGCGGAGGAACAAGAGAUGAUGGAGAAUCUCUUUGAUUCGCUCUGUUCCUGCCUCAUGCUCAGUUCUAAUCGUGAGCGCUUCCUGAAGGGUGAGGGACUUCAGCUGAUGAAUCUCAUGCUCAGAGAAAAGAAGAUCUCCCGGAGCAGCGCCCUGAAAGUGCUGGACCACGCCAUGAUUGGCCACGAGGGCACCGACAACUGUCACAAGUUUGUGGACAUUCUUGGCUUACGGACCAUCUUUCCUCUCUUUAUGAAAUCUCCCAGGAAGAUAAAGAAAGUGGGGACCACUGAGAAGGAGCAUGAAGAGCAUGUCUGUUCGAUCCUGGCUUCCCUCCUGCGGAACCUGAAAGGGCAGCAGCGGACCCGGCUUCUGAAUAAAUUCACAGAAAAUGACAGUGAGAAGGUUGACAGACUGAUGGAGUUGCAUUUUAAAUAUCUGGAUGCGAUGCAGGUGGCUGACAAGAAGAUUGAAGGGGAGAAGCAUGACAUGGUUCGGCGUGGAGAGAUCAUAGACAAUGACAUCGAGGAUGAGUUCUACCUCCGGCGCUUGGAUGCAGGCCUCUUUGUUCUCCAGCACAUCUGCUACAUCAUGGCCGAAAUCUGCAAUGCCAACGUCCCCCAGAUUCGUCAGCGGGUUCACCAGAUCCUAAACAUGCGUGGGAGCUCCAUCAAGAUCGUCAGGCACAUCAUCAAGGAGUAUGCUGAGAACAUCGGCGACGGCCGGAGCCCAGAGUUCCGGGACAGCGAGCAGAAGCGUGUUUUGGGUCUGCUGGAGAACUUCUAGAAGCUGCGGCCUGGCCCCACGGACACCAUCUGGGCCUUCCUCACAGACACAGAUUUUUACACAACCUGCUGUGGCUUUUGGAGAAAUUAAAGCUAGUUUUGGUA